AUGGUUAAAAGACAGGGACCCCUUGGAAGCCGAGAAAUGGGCCUAUUGGCAUUCAGAGAUGUAGCCAUAGAAUUCUCUUUGGAGGAGUGGCAAUGCCUGGAUCGUGCUCAGCAGAAUUUAUAUAGAGAUGUGAUGUUAGAGAACUACAGAAACCUGGUCUCCCUGGGUAUUGCUGUCUCUAAGCCAGACUUAAUCACCUACCUGGAGCAAAACAAAGAGCCCUGGAAUAUAAAGAGAAAUGAGAUGGUAGCUAAAUACCCAGUUACGUAUUCAUAUUUUACCCAAGACCUUCAGCCAGAUAAAGGCAUAAAAGAUUCACUCCAAAAAGUAAUACCAAGAAGAUAUGGAAAAAUUAGUACCAAGAAGAUACGUGGACAUGAGAAUUUACAAUUUAAAAAAUACAAUGAAAGUGUGGGUGACUGUGAGGUGCACAAAAGAAGUUAUAAUGAAGUUAACCAAUGUUUGUCAACUACACAUAACAAAAUAUUUCAGACUCAUAAAUGUGUCGAAAUCUUUGGUAAAUUUUCAAAUUCCAAUAGACAUAAGACAAGACAUACUGAAAGGAAACAUUUCAAAUGUAAAAACUAUGGCCAGUCAUUUUGCAUGCUUUCGCACCUAAAUCAACAUCAGAUAAUUCAUACUAGAGAGAAUGCCUACAAAUGUGAAGAAUGCAGGAAAUCAUUUAACUGCUUCUCAAGCCUUACCAAACAUAAAAGAAUUCAUACUGGAGAGAAACCCUGCAGAUGUGAGGAAUGUGGCAAAGCUUUUAGCUGGUCCUCAACCCUUGCUAAACAUAAAAGAAUUCAUACUGGAGAGAAACCCUACACAUGUGAAGAAUGUGGCAAAGCCUUUCGCCAUUCCUCAAACCUCGCUAACCACAAGAGAGUUCAUACUGGAGAGAGACCCUACACAUGUGAAGAAUGUGGCAAAGCCUUUAGCUUAUCCUCAAACCUCACUUACCACAAGAGAAUUCAUACAGGAGAGAGGCCCUACACGUGUGAAGAAUGUGGCAAAACCUUUACCCGCUCCACAAUCCUUGCUAACCACAAGAGAAUUCACACUGGAGAGAGACCCUACACAUGUGAAGAAUGUGGCAAAGCCUUUACCUUCUCCUCAACUCUUAAUAUUCAUAAGAGGAUUCAUACUGGAAAACCCUACAAAUGUGAAGAAUGUGACAAAGCUUUUAAGUGGCCCUCAGGUCUUGCUAAUCAUAAGAUAAUUCAUACUGGAGAGAAACCCAGUGAAUGA
Molecule: messenger RNA, 1248 nt
Organism: Saimiri boliviensis boliviensis (Bolivian squirrel monkey)
Lineage: Eukaryota; Metazoa; Chordata; Mammalia; Primates; Cebidae
Source: RefSeq, a predicted model, not a curated record